GAUUAUAUCAGCUAUUCCGGGAGAGAGAGGGAGACAGAAACUGCCGGGGCGGAUGUGUGGAAGCUUUAACCGAAGGGGGCGACCACGCACGGACGCGCACUCCUCGAUCGCUCCAAACUCGUAAUUGUAAAUCGUGAGGGAGACGCAGCUGAACCAUUCCCAUCAUAUCGGCACACCGGGCUCGCCACCUUUAUCUCCCUACUCCGUGCUGAGUGGAGGAGCUAUCUCACAUAGAGGAUUUCCUCCCUCGCGUAUAUUUAGAUAUUGUUGUUAUUAUUUUCGGGCAGGGCUGUGCUGGUUAAUGGGCGUCUUGGACGGCUGCGUUUCCCAUGUGCCCGCGUGAGCGCAGCGGCAGCAGCAGCACCUUGAGGAAGAGGAGGAUUUCUCCGCCGUGACCGCGUCGUGAACAGUGGAAAUACUCUCUCCUGCUCUGGUUCACUACUAAACCCGCAAAGAAGGGAGAAGUAGAGAGAUAAAGGCUCUAUUUGGGGGUGAAUUAUCAACGGGACAGGCCUGCUGAGAUGCUCUCCAGAAUGAAUCCCUUACACUGAACAGGAUCUUAAAUCCGCAUUUUAUUCUGAAAGUAGCGUGGAGGCAGCCAUGGAAGUGAAGGAACGUAGACCUUAUCGCUCACUCACUACCCGGCAGGAUUCGGAGCGCCGUUACACCAGCUCUUCAGCGGACAGUGAAGAUGGAAAACCCAACUCGAAAUCCUACAGCUCCAGUGAAACCCUCAAAGCCUUCGACCAUGACUCAAGGAUGGCCUACGGGAGCCGGGUCAAGGAAAUGGUACACCACGAAGUGGAUGAGUUCAACCAGCAAGGGGCAGACUUUUCCCUUCGAGACCUUGGCUUUGGGGAAGCCCUCCCUUCACACGCAGCCUCGUACAGGACAGACAUGGGCCUGCCUCACCGUGACUACUCGGUCAGCGUCGGAUCCGACGCGGACACGGAGACGGACGGCAUCAUGUCCCCGGAGCACGUGGUCAGGCUUUGGGGCCGCAGCAACACCAAGUCGGGCCGCAGCUCGUGCCUCUCCAGCCGGGCCAACUCCAAUCUAACUCUAACCGACACCGAACACGAGAACACAGAAAACGGUCCUCCGCUGCAUUGUUCAUCCUCCUCCUCCUCCCCUGUUGAGCAGCUCCCAUACCCUCCCCCUUCCAUUGCAGCCAAUGAGAACCAGGGAAGGUUGCUAGGUAACUGUGCGGCUCAGCCAGCCCAGGACUCUGACUCUGAGGAUGAGUUUGGCCCCAAUUCAUUCUUAGUUAAAACGGGCUCAGGGAACCUGUGCGCUCCUGCCUCUGCAGCUGCUGAUGACGGAGUCUUUCAGAACCACACCCGGCUGCGGACGCCCCCUUUACCCCUUUCCCACUCUCACUCCCCCAAUCAUCAGCACCAUGCAGCCUCUAUUAAUUCCCUGAACAGGAGCAACUACACUCCUCGGAGCAACGCGAGUCCGGCACCCACAGACAGUUCUGCUCCCCCCGAGGGUCCUGCCAGUGCUCCAGACUCUGGCAGCGCUCAGGACAACUGGCUGCUCAACAGCAACAUCCCUCUGGAAACAAGGAGCCAGAAUACUCUAAUGUUUAACAGAGAAGAACAAGACGCUUGCAGAGAGGGGCAGGGCUCGUACAAAACCAGAAACAUAGCAAAGCAGACAUUCCUAGAGACUUUGCAGGACAACCUCAUUGAGAUGGACAUUCUGGCAUCAGCGCGCCACGAUGCCUCGUACAACGACGGGCAUUUCCUGUUCAAACCAGGUGGUACAUCGCCAAUGUAUUGCACAACUUCCCCGGGGUACCCUUUGACCUCCAGCACAGUGUACUCACCUCCUCCACGCCCUUUACCUCGAAACACCUUCUCUCGGCCUGCCUUCAGCUUGAAGAAACCCUACAAGCACUGCAACUGGAAAUGUGCUGCUCUCAGUGCCAUCCUCGUCUCAGUAACACUGCUGCUCUUAUUAGCCUACUUCAUUGCCAUUCACCUUUUGGGAUUAAACUGGCACCUGCAGCCAAUGCAAAGACAGAUGUACCAGCUGUCAGAAGACAAUACAAGUGGCCUAACAUUUCCUACAGACCUGAGUUUGCCCCCGCUAGGCAACACAGGCUUGGAAAUACCUGAUCGGAAGGGAAAAGAUGACAGCAAAUUGGACAGCUUGUUCCCGGAUGACAGCUAUAUAGAUAUGGGGGAGAUUGACGUGGGCCGAAAGGUCGCACAGCAGAUUCCUCCUGGUAUCUUCUGGAGAUCUCAGGUCUUCAUCGAUCAUCCCAUGUACCUGAAGUUUAAUGUGUCGCUCAGCAAAGAUGCCUUAGUGGGGGUCUACGGAAGAAGAGGCCUUCCUCCAUCGCACACCCAGUUUGACUUUGUGGAGCUGUUGGACGGGCGGCGACUCCUGGCCCAAGAUAUCCACGGUCUUGAGGGGCCCGCGGCUAUGCAGCGGAGUCUCAUACCAAUCACCACCCACGACACGGGCUUCAUCCAGUACAUGGACUCAGGCAUCUGGCACCUAGCCAUCUACAACGACGGGAAAGAAACAGAAACUGUCUCCUUCCUCACCACUGCCGUAGAUUCCAUUGAUGACUGUCCUAGUAACUGCUUUGGAAAUGGCGACUGUGUCGCCGGAACAUGCCAUUGCUUUUUAGGAUUCAAAGGACCUGACUGUGGGCGAGCUGCCUGUCCGGUGCUGUGCAGUGGGAAUGGUCAAUACCUUAAAGGUCGCUGCAUGUGUCACAGCGGCUGGAAGGGUUCCGAGUGUGACGUUCCCACCAACCAGUGCAUUGACAUCACAUGCAGCGGCCAUGGGACCUGCAUCGUGGGAACGUGCAUCUGCAACCCAGGCUACAAGGGAGAAAACUGUGAAGAAGUGGACUGUCUGGAUCCAACAUGCUCGGGCCGAGGCGUCUGUGUCCAGGGAGAGUGCCACUGCUUUGUCGGGUGGGGCGGGUCGGGAUGUGAGAGUCCCAGGGCCUCCUGCAUGGAUCAGUGCUCUGGACACGGAGCGUUCCUGGCAGACACCGGGACGUGCAGCUGUGAUCCCAACUGGACGGGCCACGAUUGCUCUACAGAGAUUUGUGCAGCGGACUGUGGUGGCCAUGGCGUUUGUGUUUCGGGCACCUGUCGCUGUGACGACGGCUGGAUGGGUGCCGGGUGUGACCAGAGGGCGUGUCACCCGCGCUGCAACGAGCAUGGCACAUGCAAGGAUGGCAAAUGUGAAUGCAGUCCCGGUUGGAACGGCGAACACUGCACCAUUGCUCACUAUCUGGAUAAGGUAGUGAAAGAGGGCUGUCCUGGUUUGUGCAAUGGAAAUGGUAGGUGCACUCUGGGUAACAGUGGCUGGUACUGCGUGUGCCAGCUGGGCUGGAGGGGCACUGGCUGUGACACCUCAAUGGAAACUGCCUGCAGUGAUGUCAAGGACAACGACGGAGAUGGCCUGGUGGACUGCAUGGAUCCAGACUGCUGUCUUCAGGCAACCUGUCACACUACUUCAUUGUGCGUGGGUUCGCCCGAUCCUCUGGACAUCAUCCAAGAAACACAGAUGUCCUCUGCGCAUAGCAACCUGCAGACGUUCUAUGACCGAGUGCGCUUCCUGGUGGGCAGGGAGAGCACACACGCUGUUCCCGGAAAAAACCCCUUCGACGGCAACCACGCUUGUGUCAUCCGUGGACAAGUUGUGACCUCCGAUGGAACGCCACUGGUCGGAGUUAAUGUCAGUUUCAUUAAUAAUCCCUCCUACGGCUACACAGUCACCAGGCAGGAUGGAAGCUUUGACUUGGUGACCAAUGGGGGCAUAGCCAUAGCUCUACACUUUGAGCGCGCUCCAUUCAUCACCCAGGAGCACACUCUGUGGUUGCCAUGGGGACGCUUCUUUGUCAUGGACACCAUCGUCAUGCGGCACGAGGAAAAUGACAUCCCGAGCUGUGACCUCAGCAGCUUUAGCCGCCCCGUCCCCGUGGUAUCCCCAGCCCCGCUGACUGCUUUUGCCGGCUCCUGCUCUGAAAGGGGGACGGUUGUACCUGAAAUCCAGUCUCUGCAGGAAGAAGUGCCCAUCCCAGGGAGUGAUAUGAAACUCAGCUACUUGAGCAGCAGGACGGCAGGUUAUAAGUCAAUCCUAAGGGUGACCCUCACCCACUCCACAAUUCCUUUCAACUUGAUGAAGGUUCACCUCAUGGUGGCUGUGGAGGGCAGGCUGUUCCGAAAGUGGUUUCCUGCAGCUCCUAACCUGUCCUACGACUUUGUGUGGGAUAAGACUGAUGUCUACAGCCAGAAGGUGUACGGCCUCUCUGAAUCCUUUGUUUCAGUGGGUUUCGAGUAUGAAUCAUGUCCAGACUUGAUUCUGUGGGAGAAGAGGACUGCUUUUCUACAAGGCUACGAAACCAUCGCCUCCAAACUAGGAGGGUGGACAAUAGAUAAGCACCAUGCUUUAAAUAUCCAGAGUGGUAUUCUUCACAUGGGCAACGGGGAGAAUGUCUUCAUCUCUCAGCAGCCUCCCGUUAUUGGCAGCGUAAUGGGGAACGGGCGCAGGCGCAGCAUCUCCUGCCCCAGCUGUAAUGGCCUCGCUGAUGGAAACAAACUCAUGGCCCCCGUGGCUCUGGCUUGUGGCUCAGACGGAAGUCUGUACGUGGGCGACUUCAACUACGUGAGGAGGAUUUUCUCCACAGGGAACGUCACCAGCAUCCUGGAGCUCAGAAAUAAAGACUUCAGGCAUAGCAACAGCCCAGCACACAAGUACUACCUGGCCACCAGCCCGGUGAACGGCGCCGUGUACCUGUCAGACACCAGCAGCAGGAAGGUGUUCAAAGUGAAAUCUCUGAAUGUUGUCAAAGAUGUGGCCAAAAAUCUGGAGCUGGUAGCGGGAACUGGUGACCAGUGUCUCCCGUAUGACGAUGCUCGCUGUGGCGAUGGAGGAAAGGCUGUAGAGGCCACGCUGACUAAUCCCCGAGGCAUUACAGUGGAUAAGUACGGUAUUAUCUUCUUUGUGGAUGGAACCAUGAUUCGCAGGAUUGAUCAGAAUGGUGUCAUCUCGACUCUUCUUGGCUUUAAUGACUUGACCUCUGCCCGACCUCUCAGCUGUGACUCGGUGAUGGACAUCUCUCAGGUACGUCUUGAGUGGCCUACAGACCUGUCAGUGAGUCCAAUGGACAACUCACUAUACGUUCUGGACAACAAUGUUGUGCUCCAGAUCUCAGAAAACCACCAAGUCCGCAUUGUGGCGGGCCGUCCUAUGCACUGCCAAGUGCCUGGCAUCGACCACUUUCUUAUGAGUAAAGUGGCCAUCCAUGCUACCCUUGAGUCGGCCAAUGCCUUGGCCGUGUCCCACAACGGUGUUUUGUACAUUGCUGAGUCAGAUGAAAAGAAGAUCAACAGAGUACGACAAGUGUCCACCAAUGGAGAGAUCUCCCUGGUUGCAGGGGCACCAAGUGGGUGUGACUGCAAGAAUGAUGCCAACUGUGAUUGUUACUCUGGAGAUGGAGGUUACUCCAAGGAUGCUAAACUGAAUGCACCCUCCUCCCUUGCAGUAUGUCCAGAUGGAGACCUUUAUAUUGCAGAUCUUGGGAACAUUCGUAUCCGCUAUGUACGGAAAAACAAACCCUUUUUGAACCCCCUUAGCAUGUACGAGGUCUCCUCUCCCAUUAACGACGAACUCUAUUUGUUUGAUUCCAACGGAAGCCACAUUUUCACCCAGAGUCUGACAACAGGAGACCACCUGUAUAAUCUGACCUACAUCGGAGCAGGAGAUCUGACCAGCAUCACUGAUAAGAACAAAAACACAGUGAUUAUUCGACGAGACACAACAGGAAUGCCUCUUUGGCUGAUGGUGCCUGAUGGACAGACCUUUUGGUUCACCAUUGGGACUAAUAGUGCUCUUAAAACCGUGGCUGCACAGGGUCAAGAGCUGGCUUUAAUGACUUACCAUGGAAGUUCAGGACUCCUUGCUUCUAAGACCAAUGAAAAUGGAUGGACAACCUUCUUUGAAUACGACAGUUAUGGGCGUCUGACCAACAUCACUUAUCCCACCGGCAGAAUAAGCAGCUACCGUACGGAUGCUGACAGCUCGGUCCGCAUCCAGACAGAAGGCUCCAACAAAGAGGAUAUCACGGUCACAACCAACCUGUCUGCUUCUGGCAACUUCUAUACACUUUUGCAAGAUCAAGUUCGAAACAGCUACUUUAUUGGUUUGGAUGGCUCGUUGUGGCUAGUUUUGGCCAAUGGUAUGGAGGUGUCGUUGUACACCGAGCCCCACCUGCUGGCCGGUACAGUCAACCCCACGGUCAGCAAGAGGAACAUAACCCUGGCUAUUGACAAUGGCCUCAACCUGGUGGAGUGGAGGCAGAGGAAGGAGCAGGCUCGAGGACAAGUCACGGUGUACGGACGCAGAUUGAGGGUUCAUAACAGAAACCUCCUUUCACUGGACUUUGAUCGAAUCACCAGGACAGAAAAGGUCUACGAUGAUCACAGGAAGUUUACGUUACGGAUCCACUACGAUCACGCUGGCCGGCCCACUCUUUGGGCACCGAGCAGUCGCCUGAACGGAGUCAAUGUCACGUACUCUCCCGGGGGCCACGUGGCAGGUAUCCAGAGAGGGACCAUGUCCGUACGCAUGGAGUACGACCAGAACGGCAGAAUCACCUCCCAGAUAUUUGCCGAUGGUAAAUCGUGGAGCUACACUUAUCUCGAAAAGUCCAUGGUCUUGCUGCUCUACAGUCAGAGGCAGUAUAUCUUUGAGUUUGACAGAAAUGAUCGACUCAGUUCUGUGACCAUGCCCAACGUAGCGCGGCACACCUUAGAGACUUCCCGCUCUAUUGGCUACUACAGAAACACCUACCGACCCCCUGAAGGGAACGCAUCAGUGCUCCAGGACUACAGCGAAGAUGGACAGCUACUGCAGACUACCCACCUGGGCACAGGCCGCAGGGUGACCUACAAAUAUGGAAAGCUGUCCAAGCUGCUGGAGAUCCUCUAUGACACCACGCGCAUUGGUUUCUUCUACGACGAGGUGGCUGGAAUGUUGAAGACCGUUAAUCUGCAGAGUGAAGGUUUCACCUGCACAAUCCGCUACCGGCAGAUUGGCCCGCUGAUUGACAGGCAGAUCUUCAGAUUCAGCGAGGAAGGCAUGGUCAACGCCAGGUUUGACUAUGUCUACGACAACAGUUUCAGAGUCACCAGCAUGCAGGCAGUCAUCAAUGAAACUCCAUUGCCGAUAGACUUGUAUCGCUACGAUGAUGUGUCGGGGAAAACCGAGCAGUUUGGCAAAUUCGGUGUCAUCUAUUAUGACAUAAACCAAAUUAUAACCACGGCAGUGAUGACCCACACGAAGCACUUUGACGCCUACGGUCGAGUGAAGGAGGUCCAGUAUGAGAUUUUCCGUUCGCUCAUGUACUGGAUGAUGGUGCAGUAUGAUAAUAUGGGCCGCGUGGUGGCCAAGGAGCUAAAAGUUGGACCUUAUGCCAACACCACACGUUACACCUAUGAGUAUGACGCUGAUGGUCAACUCCAGGUGGUCUCCAUCAAUGACAAGGCUUUGUGGAGGUACAGCUAUGACCUCAAUGGCAACUUGCACCUCCUCAGUCCUGGAAACAGUGCACGCCUCACACCUCUACGCUAUGAUAUCAGAGACCGCAUCACUCGUUUGGGGGAUGUCCAGUACAGGAUGGACGAGGAUGGUUUUCUUAAGCAGAGAGGGAAUGACUAUUUUGAAUACAGCUCAGCUGGACUGUUGAUUAAGGUGUACAACAAAGUUAUUGGAUGGAGUAUCAAAUACCGCUAUGAUGGCCUGGGCCGGAGAGUGUCCAGUAGAAGCAGCGCAGGCCACCAUCUGCAGUUCUUUUAUGCCGACUUGUCUAGCCCAACUCGGGUCACCCAUAUGUACAAUCACUCUAGCUCAGAGAUCACAUCACUGUACUACGAUCUGCAAGGUCACCUGUUUGCCAUGGAGUUAAGCAGUGGGGAUGAGUUUUACGUGGCUUGUGAUAACAUCGGCACACCUCUGGCUGUCUUCAGUGGUUCGGGCCUCAUGAUCAAGCAGAUCCUUUAUACUGCAUUUGGAGAGGUUUACCUCGACACCAACCCCAGCCUGCAGCUCAUCAUCGGCUACCAGGGAGGACUGUACGAACCUCUGAGUAAACUGGUCCACAUGGGUCGUCGGGAUUACGAUGUCCUCGCUGGCCGCUGGACAACACCGAACCACGACAUUUGGAAACGUCUGAACAGCAACCACAUUGUUCCCUUCAAUCUGUACAUGUUUAAGAGCAACAGUCCUCUCAGCAAUAACGAAGAGACAAAGUGCUACAUGACAGAUGUGAACAGCUGGUUGGUGACGUUUGGCUUCCAGCUGUACAACGUUAUCCCCGGCUAUCGUAAACCCAACACAGAGAGCAUGGAGCCGUCCUACGAGCUGGUCCGCACUCAGAUCAAGACCCAGGAGUGGGACAGCACCAAGUCUUUGCUGGGUGUUCAGUGCGAGGUUCAGAGGCAGCUGAAGGCCUUCGUGAAGCUGGAGCGUUUCGGUCAGAUCUACAGAGCCAAAAGUGCUGGUUGUCCUCAGACUGAAGACAAGAAGAUAUUUGCCUCAGGUGGCUCCAUCUUUGGGAAGGGAGUGAAAUUCGCCAUCCGAGAGGGUCGCAUCAGCACGGACAUCAUCAGCUUGGCCAACGAGGACGGGCGUCGCAUGGCCGCCGUUCUGAACGACGCGUUCUACCUUGAAAACCUUCACUUCACCAUCGCAGGAAUGGAUUCCCACUACUUUGUGAAGCUGGGCUCAGUGGAGGGAGACCUGGCCCUCAUCGGCAUGACGGUGGGCCGGCGCACGCUGGAAAACGGCGUCAACGUCACCGUUUCUCAGGUCAACACUGUGCUAAACGGCAGGACUAGGCGCAUCACCGACAUCCAGCUGCAGUACGGAGCGCUGUUUCUGAACACGCGUUACGGAAGCAGCGUGGACGAGGAGAAGGUCCGAGUGCUGGAGCUGGCUCGGCAGAGAGCUGUCGGUCAGGCUUGGGCCCGGGAGCGCCAGAGACUGAGGGAUGGAGAGGAGGGUUCACGGACCUGGACUGAGGGAGAGAAGCAGCAGCUCUUGGGCUCAGGGAAGGUGCAAGGCUACGAUGGAUACUACGUAGUUUCGGUUGACCAGUACCCCGAGCUGGCAGACAGUGUCAACAACAUUCAUUUCAUGAGACAGAGCGAAAUGGGCCGAAGGUGACAUGAACACGGGGCUUUCCAGUGACUGACUCAGAUGUAGGACAUGGGACUUCUUGCCAAAGACAGUUGUAUACAUGACCACUUUUUUUUCUUUGACUGUGCUCAACUUUUUUUUACUAAACUGUAAAAAGAAAACAAAAAUGGUUGCAGACAGUUGCACUGUAUUACUGAAAGAGUGCCCUUCUCCUUCUGAAGAUUCUUUACCAGUCUUUGCCCUCCAAGUGCGGCUGCUAGAGGAUGAAUAUUUGUGAUGUCUUGUGACUCCAUUUCCUCAUCCCUGUUGGUGAUUCUGUUCAAAGGAAUCCAAGAGGAGUUUUGGUAAUGCAUUAUGUUCCCUGGCUCGCUCCGCUGCCAGACUUGCAGAUUGUUAUUCACGAGCUUGCUUCAUUCUGCCUUUUUCUGCGCCUCAGCCAAGGAGAUUCCAUCUCUUUUAAUCAUUUCUUUUUAUACUUGAAGCCCUCAUAGCCCCCGUCAUCCAUAAAUAAUGAGAGCGAUUUCUGUCGGCAGUAAAGUCCUUCAUCAGAACCACAGCUGAACUUGUCAAAGCGCCUUCGUUUGUGUGAUGUCUCGUAAUUUUAUAAGCGGAGGCUUUAUACUCACAUGUGGUUUGACUCGGAAGGCUUUGGCGCACCCUGACUGUGCGUGUCGGCCUUUUUCAUCGACAACUAAAUUAGCGAAAAUUGCAUAAUUAAGUCUAAAUUGUAUAGUGAAGCCAACAAUGGCAUGUGAGCUCUGCUCAGGUUUUAUCUGCUUCUUUUAUUCCAUUUAAACCACAUUUCUUUAUUUCUAAUGAAGAAAACAAAUAACAUGGGAUGGAGCAUUCUUUUUUUUUUUUUUAUCCGGCUGUGGUCAAACGACUCGGUUUUAAAAGUACAUCAGAUCCUGUAAGAAAAUACUGUGGAAAUAUUGUCUGUAUUAAACAACAAAAUGUAUUUUCUGGGAAAGGUUUAGAAUCACGUUUUGGUUUGGUUUUAUAAAUAACUAUAUGAAUUAACAGUAUAACAAAUGUGAAUUAAGAGAAAUGUGAAUUAGUGUCCCGUUUAUUGUAAAUUGUUGUACUUGAACAUUUCUUUAAGGGUGUUUGAAGACAUGGAAUAAACUGAGAAGGUGGUUUUACUUCCAUUGAUUUCUGUGCAUUUCAUUAGACUUGCUGCAUUUUCCUGUUUUUGGUUCCUUACUUAUUGUUUAUCAGUAAGUCAGUAUUCCACAACACAGUGUCCGAUCAAAUUAGGCUUCGUACGGUAAAUCAUUUUCAUUUAACUAGAAAGAAAGUUAAAGGAACACACAAAUUCAUGCUUCAUAUGCAUAUUGGCUGCAGAGAUAAAUGGGCUUUGCGUUGUGUUGUGGAUGUGAUGAAAGAUACAAAUUGCCUUUUCCUUAAGGGCUGCCCUCUGGUCAGCAUCGAAAGUGCUUUCUUUCACCAGAAUAGGGCUCCACUCGGUUGGCGGAAAUGCAUUUGACCCGCAGGUGUACCAGCUCCAAUUUUACAGACUAAAGGUUGUCUAUACACACCAACUUCGGAAAUAACCUUCAUGGACACUUUCUGGCACUCGUGCGUCUGUGACCCCUCCCCCUUCCUCGUGGAUUCUGCAAAAGGACAAUUUACUUCAGCUCACUGAAAAAAAUAUAUAUCAUGAAAACUCAAAAGACUAUUUUGAAAAUUUGUGACAUCGAUUUGACUUCUGGUACCUUUUUUUGUGAACUAUGCCAAGCCAUUGCACACCCUGACUUUGUCAUUUUCACCAUCAAACACAAGAACUUGUCUGUGUGUGUCGGGGAGGUGAGAGCAAGGCUGAGUGUCUCAAUCUGUACAAACGACAAAGUAAACGGAUCUUUUUCCCCUUCUGGUCGAUUCAGUGGUGUUUUGUUUUCAGAAACAAUACGUACGUCCAGCAUAUUGUGGAUGAAGGAUAUUUGCAUUGUGGAAUAUUGCACUGAUAACCGUUGCGUCAUAAGACUGAUCUUUUUCUAAGGUUUUGGACUCAUUUUGAGUUUGGGUUUGUUCUCAACACUGUGUUUUUAGCGCUUCUCUUUGACUGUAAAUAUGAAAACAUCAAAGUAAGCUGUAAAUAAAAUGCAAAUGUAGAUACCUCUUAGAGCUACAUUGGUGACCCUGUGUAGUCUUAAGGUAGAAAAAAUAAAGGGAAUAUUUUGUGUUUA
Molecule: messenger RNA, 11357 nt
Organism: Nothobranchius furzeri (turquoise killifish)
Lineage: Eukaryota; Metazoa; Chordata; Actinopteri; Cyprinodontiformes; Nothobranchiidae
Gene: tenm4
Product: teneurin transmembrane protein 4
Biological process (GO): heterophilic cell-cell adhesion; neuron development; signal transduction
Cellular component (GO): neuron projection; membrane
Molecular function (GO): cell adhesion molecule binding; protein heterodimerization activity; protein homodimerization activity
Source: RefSeq, a predicted model, not a curated record